AUGGUUGGACUACAGAAAGAAUUACGUGAAAAGUCUGAAAACUGGGAAAAAGUACCAAUAAACAUCGCAGUGAUAGGCGAGUUGAAAACUGGCAAGUCGUCUUUUAUAAAUGCUGUUCUCGGUCUUACAGCAGACGAUGAAGGCUCCGCCGAAGUUGGUGUAACGCAUAAAACAACAGAACCAAAGGCAUAUGCACAUCCGCGUUACCCAAACUUUAUACUGACAGAUAUGCCUGGUGUGGGAACGCCCUUCUUUAAAAAAGGUGAGUACUUAGAGGGUACAUCUUUCUGGAAGUACGACUACUAUUUGCUUCUUUCUGCGAAAACGUUCACAGAGAAUGAUCGUUGGUUGGUACAACAAAUUCAAAAGCGCAACGGCCGCUUUUAUAUCAUAAGAACGCACGUUGAAAAUGACAUACGUAAUGAUGAAAUUCACAUCCGAAGACACAUAAAGCUGAAACAGUAA
Messenger RNA from Mercenaria mercenaria, 465 nucleotides. Its product is annotated as interferon-inducible GTPase 1-like. Lineage: Eukaryota; Metazoa; Mollusca; Bivalvia; Venerida; Veneridae. The record is from RefSeq and is a predicted model, not a curated record. The transcript has a single exon. Gene Ontology annotation, molecular function: GTPase activity; GTP binding. Gene Ontology annotation, cellular component: membrane. Bases 1 to 465 code for a protein of 154 amino acids.